AUGUCCUCCUCAUCAUUCACCUGUUCUGCUGCAUUGCUUGCCGUCUUUUUCGUCGCAACAUGGAAGGCUCAAGCUCAAUCCUCGACAACAACCAACUGCCUCUCACUCUCGUCAUCCGAAGCAUGUCCAGCAUUCAGUCAAUACUACAUCGAUCUAUCGUCCCUCACGUCUCGAUACACGUUUAUGGCAAAUGCGACCGACGUAUCAUCAUUUGAUCAAAGUAUAAUAUCGUAUGCAAAGACAAGUGCGUUGUACAUGGAUCAGCUUGGAUGUUCAGGAUCAACGAAUGAUGACAACACGCCCUAUGCACGAUACUCCCUCUCUCGAUUAUGUGCAAGGUUUACACAAUCCCAAGAGUCCCUCAGCUGCAGUUAUCAGCAUAAUGUAUCACCACCACCACUAUGUCAAUCGACGUGCGAUGAUUGGGUUAACAGUGUAUCCAACAUUACGAACGACAUUUCAACUUGCUCAGAUACCACUACACGUUCGAAUGCAAUCGCCAACCUAAAAUCAGAAUGUUCAAAUUGGGAAGGUUUCAGUGGCAGUGAUGCUGUCAAUUGUGUGGAAGGAGCUGUCAAUGAACCUGAUAAUUGUGGAUUUCAGUCCGAUACGGAUACGGCUUGUCAAUACUGUGAUAGCAACAACUCAGAUCCAUGCUGCAACAAGGUGUCAUGUAAUCGAUUGGGAGUAGGAGCUAUCAUUGGCAUUGUCGUCGGCAGUGUGGUUGGUGCCGUUUUAUUAUGUUUUGCUGUGGGAUGCUUUUGUUUACGGCGGAAACGGGUUCGAAAGGAUACGCAUGGAUUCAAAACGUAUAUUUCAUCAUCAAGGGACGAUUAUCACAACAACGUGGAUCGUGCUGAAACUGGCAGCCGGCAUGCUUUGGUAUCCCAUCAUGAUGAAUCUGUGCCUACGUUAUCCGAGCCAACCAUCUCAUCAGCUAUUCAUUUGCAAGAACCACCACCCUUAGUCACCUCUUCACCAUCAUCAACAGCAGCAGCAGGAGCAGCAGGAGCAGUAGCAACACCCCAACAACCACGACCCGAAGAUUUGCACAUUGUUGUGCAUCCAUACCCCCCGCAGAUGGAAGAUGAGCUUGGUUUGCAAGUGGAUGACCUUAUUUGUUUGGCUGCAAAGUUUGAUGAUGGCUGGGCCUUGGGUAUCAAUGCCAUGACAGGACAAAAAGGUGUGUUUCCUCUUUUAUGCGUUGCGCCUCUUCCACCAGAACUAUUGAAUGAGAUUAUUCCCUCCGAUCAACCCAUCACUACCACUACUACAACUACUACCAAUUACGAUCCGGAUUCAUCCAAGAUAUUGUUGGAAGAUGACAUUACACAACAGCAACUAUGGCAACCAUCUCAAGUAGUAUCCCCACCACCGGCAUCAUCCAUAUCACAUUCGACACCAACCCAUCCUCCUCAACCUCCUCAAAUCAAUCUCAUCCGGAUACGAGAAAACGUACGAAGAUCUAUUAGCCUUGGCUCUUUUCCUCAUGGCAAGCUAUCAAAGAGUAUCAACACCACCGCCACCACCACACCUACCACCUUCCACGGAGGCAUCCCUAAAAGGACAGCCAGCAUGCGCAAUCCUCAUCAACAUCAUCACUAUGGUUAUUCCGAAGCAGAGUCUCCAACAUCACCUACCUUGAACACGCCAUUUUUUGACGUGACACCCGAGCUCAAUUCCAAUAACAACAAUCAAGAUGCAUACGAGUUGCACGAUCAUCUACGACGUAGGAGUAGCAGUAGUAGCAACAGUAGUUCAAUGUGGAUAAAACGGCCGAAUGGCAAGUGA
Lichtheimia ornata is the source of this 1791-nucleotide messenger RNA. RefSeq lists its product as uncharacterized. NCBI's taxonomy places the organism in Eukaryota, Fungi, Mucoromycota, Mucoromycetes, Mucorales, Lichtheimiaceae. The transcript is spliced from 2 exons. The record is from RefSeq and is a predicted model, not a curated record. Bases 1 to 1791 code for a protein of 596 amino acids. Gene Ontology annotation, molecular function: protein binding.